This is a messenger RNA of Trypanosoma brucei brucei TREU927, 165 nucleotides long. RefSeq lists its product as hypothetical. The record is from RefSeq and is a predicted model, not a curated record. Bases 1 to 165 code for a protein of 54 amino acids. Lineage: Eukaryota; Euglenozoa; Kinetoplastea; Trypanosomatida; Trypanosomatidae. The transcript has a single exon.
AUGUAUAUUCAUUUCCCAUUCCUUUCUUUGAUGCGAUUUGAGUUACCCGUCGUCGUGAUCAAGCACGUGCCACGUGUAACUUGGAUUUACCUAGACGGCAGUCUUUAUAACCCAACAGAUGGGAGAGCGUUGCACCUUUCUUUGACCACAGUUGAGUUUUUGUAG